AUGUGGGGUAUGGAUGUUAUCGGGCCAAUAUUGCCGAAGGCUUCAAAUGGCCAUCGUUUCAUAUUCGUGGUUAUUGACUACUUCACCAAAUGGGUAGAAGCUGCUUCCUCCAUAGCAGAAGUCUGUGGUCAAUUCAAGAUCAAACAUCACAAUUCGUCGCCGUAUCGCUCAAAAAUGAAUGGUGCAGUGGAAGCGGCCAAUAAAGAUAUAAAGAAGAUUGUGGGGAAGAUGACUGAGACUUCCAGGGACUGGCAUGAGAAGUUACCGUUUGCCCUCCUUGCUUAUCGAACGUCAAUCAGGACCUCCACCGGGGCAACGCCUUUCUCCUUAGUUUAUGGCAUGGAGGCAGUUUUGCCCAUCGAAGUUGAAAUCCCUUCUCUCCGGGUUUUGACCGAGCUACAUUUGGAUGAAGCGGAAUGGGUUCAAUCUCGAUACGAUCAAUUAAACUUGAUAGAGGGAAAGAGGCUAAAGGCUAUUCAGCACGGUCAGAUGUAUCAGAAAAGAAUGAUGCGAGCCUACAACAAGAAAGUCCGACCCAGAGAAUUGCACGAGGGGGACCUGGCCUUUUCUGGAGGAGCCCUGAUCCUAGCUGAAAUGGACGGGAAAAACUUGCCUAAUCCGGUAAAUUCAGAUUCGGUGAAGAGGGGUCUUCGAAAGCUGUAUGGAGAAAUUCAAGCAGAGAUAUCUGGGGCACAUGUUCAUAGUUUCUAUAUUGAAUUUGUUGUUAAUAUGUUUCCCUCCACCACCACCACCUACAAGCUAAGCUUUGCUUUUGCUUUUGCUUUGCCCAACCAGUGGCCUUGUAAAUACCAUCCAUCAGCUUCCCAUGUUGAUCGUCAUAUCCCUUCUUUCAUGCAGGAUUCAGGUCCAAAGGCCAGCUUCUCUUCUUUGCCGCCUCCUACCGUUGCAAUAAAUAAAUGCCAUUGCCCAACAUAA
This is a messenger RNA of Gossypium raimondii (Peruvian cotton), 936 nucleotides long. RefSeq lists its product as uncharacterized. Bases 1 to 936 code for a protein of 311 amino acids. Gene Ontology annotation, biological process: DNA integration. Gene Ontology annotation, molecular function: nucleic acid binding. The record is from RefSeq and is a predicted model, not a curated record. Lineage: Eukaryota; Viridiplantae; Streptophyta; Magnoliopsida; Malvales; Malvaceae. The transcript is spliced from 5 exons.